Messenger RNA from Drosophila persimilis, 596 nucleotides. It is a transcript of the gene ND-13B, whose product is annotated as NADH dehydrogenase [ubiquinone] 1 alpha subcomplex subunit 5. Lineage: Eukaryota; Metazoa; Arthropoda; Insecta; Diptera; Drosophilidae. The coding region runs from base 50 to 424 and encodes 124 amino acids. The record is from RefSeq and is a predicted model, not a curated record. Gene Ontology annotation, biological process: respiratory electron transport chain. The transcript has 3 exons.
AGAAAUUGUGCAGAAAUUUAACAAAUUUGUCGCUUUCUAGCUCAUAAACAUGGCUAAAAUUAUUAAAGCGUCCACAGGUCUGACCGGCCUCGCCGUGUCCACCAAUCCCCACCACACGCUGUGCGCGCUCUAUGGCAAGAUCCUGCGUGCAGUGGCCAAGAUGCCACAGGAAGCCAGCUACCGCAAGUACACGGAACAGCUGGUCAAGCAGCGUGCCGAUGCCGUGGCCAACAACAAGGACAUUGUCGCUCUCGAGAAGGCUGUCGGAUGCGGUCAGGUGGAGGAGUUGAUUGUGCAGGCAGAGAACGAACUGGUGCUGGCACGCAAGAUGCUUGGCUGGAAGCCCUGGGAGAAGCUGUCCCAGGCUGCGCCCGCCAAGCAGUGGGACUGGCCACCAGCCCAGAUCCUGGAGCCCAAAGUUUAGGCUUCUUUUAUCCCAUUAUAUAGUACUAAUUAAUCUAUUUUGGAGUGCCAGUGCCGCUAGCAAUGACAUCGUUCCAAGCCUUGUUGACAGAAAAAUGAAUUGUAAACCGCAAUAAAUCUGUUGAUUGUGGAUUUGACUGAUAAGCCAGCCAGCCCCACACAUUUCAACCUAA